UUACGUUUUGACCUCUGAACUCUGACUAGCAAUAGAGUGAAGAUGGCGGAGGUUGAUUUUGGUGACAGUGAGCUCUUUGAGCAAUUAGAAGAUAGUUUGCCUGUUGCUACUCACAUUCGGUUCACGGAGGAAGAUAAGGAUGGAGAAGGCGGCCCUGAAAUCAAGGAACGAGUAGGGGAGCGUGAGGAGAUAAUUCGCAGUCUCUUAGAAGAAAAUCAAGAUUUAAAAAGAAAAUUGAAAGUUUUGACAAGGCCUAGUGGUAUCAAUGUUGAAAACAUUAAGAUUGAUGGACCUCUUCUACAGAUCCUUUUCGCCAAUAAUAGCAUCUCAAAGCAGUGCCGUCAAGAAAUUGAAGAUUCCAUCUGUAGUAUUGUUCACAAACAUCAGUUGUAUGGAGGCGUUGAAACAGGAACUCCCUCCAGCAGUGUCAACCCUCAGACAUCAAGUUUUGUUAUGGAAGAAGAUAAGAAGACUAAAGCCACCUGUGGCAUCACAAAGAUUAAGGAGGCCUUCAGUAUGGUGGGAAGUGUCCUGUAUUUCACCAGUUUCUGUCUGGACAAACUUGGACAGCCCCUGCUAAAUGAUAACCCCCAGCAGACAGAAGGAUGGCAGGUUCCAAAAUAUCAGCAGGUUUUCAGCCAGGUCCUCGCCUUAAAUGGACAAGAAGUUCAGAUUAAAGAGAAAAGAGCUAAACCUUGUUGUUUCAACUGUGGAUUGGAUGGGCAUCAACUUCGAGACUGUCCUCAGCCAAAGGAUAAUGCCAGAAUCAAUGAGAAGCGGAAGGAGUUUUCUCAGGGUAACCAAGGCAACCUAAGCAAUCAGCGUUACCAUGCAGAGGAAGUGGAGGAACGAUUUGCCAAAUAUAAACCAGGAAUCAUGAGUGAGGAGCUGCUAUCUGCACUGGGAGUUGAUAUGAAUACCCUACCCCCUCACAUCUACCGCAUGAGGGAGCUAGGCUACCCACCUGGCUGGCUUAAGGAGGCCGAGAUGGAGAACUCCGGCCUCACACUGUAUGACGGAAAGGUUUCAAGUGAAGAACAAACAGAGGAUGGCAAUGGACAAAAGAUUUCCUAUGAUGUUUCUAAGCUUAUAGAUUUUCCAGGCUUCAAUAUAUCUGCACCAUCUAGUGUGAAGGAUGACUACAGGCUAUAUGACUCUAUUCCAAUGCAGCAUAAUCACUUGAAGCAGAAUUUUGCUGCAUAUUUGUCAAACAAUUUUCCAAUGCCUGGAGCCAACUGCAAAAAGAGACUGCAUGAAUCUGACUCAUCUUACCGACAGACAAAGAAAAGAAAAUCUGAUGCCAGAAGUUCAGAUAUGGACGUUGAUUCAGACCAGGACACUACAUCCCGCCAUCACCGGAGUUCUGACAGCUUUCAGUUCCAGCCCCCGCUGCCCCCUGGCUCACCAUCCUUUGGUUCACCCCCUCCCUUACCUCAUGGUACACCACCAGCCACUCCCACUCCACCCCCUCUUCCUAAGGGAACUCCUCCCCCCACGCCCACUAACGGCUCACCGGCUCUGCGGGGACGCACUGUGAGUGAGGAGUCUGCAGGUGGGGGGGGAGAGGAGGAGGAGCUGACACUGGAUGAGUUAGAGGAGCAGCAGAGGCUGAUCUUGGCAGCUUUGGAAAACGCUGACACCGCUACCAGCAGUGAUUCAGAAGCGCCAGCUGUUGGAACUCCCUUCCUCAGCUCGCCCAGUAUCUCGACGCAAUCACCAGACGAAGAAGAGAGCCCUCAGAGCCCUGACGCAGCUGAUAGAGGCCACACGGUUGCAGAGAAACCUGUUGAGCCGAAAACACCAGUGCAAGAGGAGAUUUCCAUGAGCCAUCAAGCUGCUGCAGGUGGAGCCAGUGAGGUGGCAUCGAGCCCUAGCUUGCCGCAAACACCAGUCCAACAAAAGAGCUGUCAGACAGACUCCUCAGAUCAGGAUGCCACGGAGGAUCUGUCCGACUCUGCUGGGAAGGUAACAGCCGUGCCUCACCGGAGUAGGUUUGCACAGGGCAUUAUUCCCUUUGAGGACACACCUGAAUUCACAGAGGUUGCUGAGGCCACUGGAACUUACCUUAAAAUCCGAGACUUGCUAAAAGGUUCCCCCCGAAAUGUGGCAAAAAACAAAAAGUGAGGGAAAACUGUCUUGAAUUAAAAUCCAGGAAUUAUUUUUGCAUAACUGUUUUUUAGUCUGUGGAUUUCAUACACUGAUCUUUCUAUAUGUGUGCCACAAAAGUUGGAGCAAACAGUUUGGUGACUUGUCAUUCAAACUCCUUUUUAAAUUGUGAAUAUCUUUUUUUGUUUUUGUACUGGACUGAAUUUCCUCUGUGUAUGAGUAAGAUGUGGUCUGUUAAGGUGCAAGGUUUUUUUUCAGGAAAUCUGUUUUGUAACAACGAUGACAUCCAUAUUCUUCUUUUAGGUGUAAAUAUGAGAUUUUAUUAAAAAACAAAACUCCCCUUGUCUGUUUUUACCAUAAAUUGAUAAAUUUUCAACAAUUUCUCUUAGCAGUCUCGGUUCUUAAACCUCACAAACACUGUUUCUCAAUUUAGAUAUAGCCUUGAACUAGGUAAUUUAAUUCCCUUAGCUAUGGGCUUGAUAAUAAUUUGAGAACUUUACUGGAAGGUUUGAGCACCCCUGGGUUAAUCAAUAUACAUGUAGAUUUAGGGUACAUUUGAAACUCAUUGUUUAUGCUGUUGAGGGGAUUUUUUAUGGGAUUUUAGUUUGCCAGGAAACGUGUCUCUGCAUUCAGAAUCUCAUUACAGCAAUAUGGCUUGGCAUAAUGUCACUUAAGUAACAACUUUGUACAUUUAUUUUCUCACUUUUCAAAUUUUUUUAGUCAAAUUCAAAACAUUUCCCUUUAAAAGUCAAUGUUCAAUAAAUGUAAAUACAACUUUCUCUUUAA
This is a messenger RNA of Esox lucius (northern pike), 2892 nucleotides long. It is a transcript of the gene zcchc8, whose product is annotated as zinc finger, CCHC domain containing 8. NCBI's taxonomy places the organism in Eukaryota, Metazoa, Chordata, Actinopteri, Esociformes, Esocidae. The transcript has 14 exons. Gene Ontology annotation, molecular function: RNA binding; zinc ion binding. The coding region runs from base 43 to 2124 and encodes 693 amino acids. Gene Ontology annotation, cellular component: catalytic step 2 spliceosome. The record is from RefSeq and is a predicted model, not a curated record.